UCCCGCCUUCCCGAGUGUGUGUGUGUGUGUGUGUGUUGGGGGGGUGGCCUCUACCCUAGGCCUUUCAGUUUGCGCACCAGGGCAGGCCUGCCGUGAGGAGGGUGGGAGUUCCCGCAGCCGUUGACGGUUAGUCUGUCUCAUGUAUCCUCAACUGGUCUGGGAAUCCUGACCUUUCUGCCUCAAUCAAGUUCUGGGAUUACAGUCAGGCAGCACCUUCAUGAUGGAGGAACUAGAGCAAGGCCUGUUGAUGCAGCCAUGGGCAUGGUUACAACUUGCUGAGAACUCACUCUUGGCCAAGGCUUCUAUCACCAAGCAUGGUUAUGCCUUGCUGAUUUCGGAUCUUCAACAGGUGUGGCAUGAACAGGUGGACACUUUGGAGGUCAGCCAGCGAGCCAAGGAGCUGAACAAGCGCCUCACCGCUCCCCCUGCAGCUUUUCUCCAUCACUUGGAUGAAGUGCUUCGCCCACUGUUUAAAGAUUCUGCCCACCAGGAUGCUGCUCACCCUAGCAAAGCCACUUUCUCCUGUGAUCGUGGAGAGGAGGUAUUGAUCCUGAGGGUGCGGAGUGAGCUCUCUGGUCUCCCCUUCAAUUGGCAUUUCCACUGUCUUCCAGCUAGUUCUUUACUGGUCUCUCAGCAUUUGAUUUGUCCUCUGAUGGGUGUGAGCUUGGCAUUGCACAGUCAUGUGAGGGAGCUAGCAGCAUUGCUUCGGAUGAAGGACCUUGAGAUCCAGGCCUACCAGGAGAGUGGGGCUGUGCUGAGCCGAGGUCGAUUGAAGACAGAGCCAUUUGAAGAAAAUUCUUUCUUGGAACAGUUUAUGGUAGAGGCAUGAACCAUCCUGGAAAAAAGACUUCUGGCUCAGUGGUUAAGAACACUUGCUGCUCUUGAGGAAGACCCAGAUUCAGUUCCCAGUACCCAGAUGGUAGCUCAUAACCCGGCUAUGAACAGUUCCGGUAGAUCUGAUGCCCUCUUCUGGCCUCCUCUGUCAUUGAAUACACAACACAUGGAGAGAAAAUGGUCAUACAGAUACAAUUAAAAUAAAUAAAUCUUUGCUGGAUGUGGUGGUUCAUGCCUUUAAUUCCAGCACUGGGAGGCAGAGGGAGACAGAUCUUUGUGAGUUCCAGGCCAGCCUGGUCUACACAGCUGAUCCUAUGACAGCCAAGGUGACUCAAAGAAGCCAUCUCAAAAUCAAAUCAAAUUGAAUCAAAUCAAGUCAAACAAAAACUCAAAACAAAACAGAAAGAUAAACAAACAAGAAUUUUUAGACAUUUGGCUGUUAGGAGCAUGGAACCUCAGGUGCUAGUUCACGUUAAAGGGCUCUGAUAUGAGGUGGAAGAUGAACUCUAAAGAUUUCUUUCUCAUUGCCAAGGUUUGAGAUUCUAAGGUUAAAUGGUGUAAGCAAGAGAUAAAGUCAAGGACUGUGGUGAUUCUCCGUAGGGCAUUGAUUCUAACCUUAAACUAUGCUGUAGGCAACUUAAUGAGGUACAGGAAAAGGAAGGAGGGGCUUUCGUUUGGUUUGUUUUCUGGUCUGCCGUAUCAGCUAGAUAUGAGGUCUUUCUUGCCCAGAUUGAUCACAUGUUUGGUCAGCACUAUCUUAGUCUUCUGGUAGAGGACCACCAAAUUGUUUCUAGAGGUUGAGGGAUCUAGGAUUGAGGAGAGGAGUAAAUAUUGACAGAGUUGGUGGGACUCAGGUGAGAGAUAAGAAAUGAGCUUUGGAUUAGAAGUGUGGAUUAUUGGCAGGGUCACUUGACAGCCCUAUUUGGAGGAUGGUGAUGGUGAGGAAAUAGUCAAGAAAAGAGGCUAAGAGCCCAGGUCAAUAGGACAGCGAGGUGGAAGGCAUUGGCUACACAAUCAAAGGGCUUUCCUUGCUGGGUGGGGGCGGCAAUAAGGGCAUGGAGAGGGAGCCUGUUUGGAAAGUAAACCAAACAUUUAAAGGAUUAGAGAGUCUCACGAGGAAAGAGGUGGGAACUCUGAAUUCCUCUGUUGCUAAAGGAUGAAAAGAAAUAAGCAGAUCAAGCCUGAACCUCUGUUUCUUUACUAAUACUCUUUAGCUCAGGAGAGCCACAAUCAGGAAAGGAAACCAGGUAGGAGCUAUUCACCAAAGAGAAUCUUAAAAGAUUGGUGGCUUCCAAUUACUUUUAAGAUAAAGUCCAAAUUCCCUAAUCUGUCAAAGGCCCUUUAUAAUCUAAGCAUUACUUUUACCUCUACUUCUGUAGCCAUUUUUAUGCUAGCUAGGCCACACCCACACCCACACAUCUUCACUUUCAGUCACUGUGAGCUGCUAUCAGUUCCCGGAGCCUAUUCUUUUCUGUGGGUGCUGGGACUUGAACCCAGGUCCUCUGGAAGAAUAGCCAGUGCUCUUAACUAUUGAGCCAUCUUUCCAGCCCACCCAUUGUUUUCUUGUCUGUAGUUUUUAGCAUGGUGGGGGUUCCUCCUUGUGACACUGCUGGAGGCACACAUACAACAACAAAGGUUUUCUUCAGCUUGCUCUGUUUUUCUACAUGAAGCAAGUGCUGUGCCAGGAGCUGACUGUUUGCCUCUCCUCUGUUUGCAUUUCAGUGAAGGUGUUAAUUCCUCUGAGGGUAUGUCCUCUGGUCCCCUACGUUCUGCCUCCCUUAUACACUUGCUAUUCCCCUUUGCUGUUGUAAGCCUUCUCAACCGUACUGUAAUUACUAUCUUUUGUGGCCCCCCUCCCUAGGGACAUUGCACAUUGUUUAUUAUGGCUGAUCCAUUGAAAGCUUUCAAUACUUUUUCUUAUUUCAUCUCCUCUCUCUUCUGCCCUUUCAUCCAAUUCUUCCCAUCCUCCUCCUCCCCUCCUCUUCUCUCUUUUUUCUUCAUAGGAUCUUACUUAUAGUCUAGGCUAGCCUAGAAACCAGUCUUCCUGCCCUGGCUUCCCUAGUGCUAGGAUUACAGGCAUACACUACCCCUACCAGCAGCUGUAGUGUGUUCAAAGGACUUUUGUCUUGAUGAUGGUAUAGCUAUCUGGUAAAAUAGGCAGACUGCACUGAGUACAAUCAACACAAGAGUUCGAUCACCUACUUAGAUAAAAAGGAAUAAAAAUAAGCUGGUGUAGUGGUGCUGGCCUUUGAUCCCAGCACUGUGAAAGCUGAAGCAGGCAAAUCUCUUUGAGUUAGAAGACAGCCUUGUCUACAUAACAAGUUCAAGGACAGUCAGGGCUCUAGAAUGGGACCUUGCCUCAAAAUGAAUAAAAUAAAUAAAAAUAAGGUACCAAUUUACAUAGUCAUUAUUUUGUGUUAAGCCCACUAAGACUUGGCUUAGGGAAAUUGAGUGAAUCCAAGUUUUACAAGUCACUGUGGUGGAGACCUCAUCCUUUCACUUUCUAGUACAACUCUUUCCCUACAGUUCCACAUAUCUAUAAGACUCUGUCCUAAUGAGAUAUAUUCAAUGAGAAAACUACUGUCAAGUCUCAUUGUAAACCUGCCAGUUGAAGUGCAGGUUCUGAAGUGAAAGGAACAUGGGUAAGCAGGAAUUAUUCCCACACAGAAAGUCAAGAAAAAUGUUAGAACUAUGCAACAUGGGAAUGAACUGAAGGAGAUUGGAAGGACUCCUCUAUCUGGGAGAAGCGUCUGAGACACACUGACAUUUUCAGCUGUCAAAGUGGAGUGAGAACAGAAAUGGGGGUGGGCACAUAUUUGGCAAUCAUCUUCCAAGGCUAUCAAUUCUUUAAUCCCUAAACAAGUAAGGUGGAGGAGCUUUAUAAUGGAAUCAGCCUGUAACCAGCCAGGAGGGCUGCCUCUCAGCUCUUUUUAUCUCUCAGCUUGGGAACUGGAGUGAUGAGUAUUAUCAUCCAAUUCAGUGGGAAACCUAGUCUGUAGGGAGAGCUCACCAGGUUCAAACUUUAUCCCUGUGUCCUGCCUUUGGGCAGAGAAGAGCAUGGCCCUGCAGGAUCAGUAGAUUCUAGCCUUCAGGACCAGACACUCUCUGUCCUGCUGUUCCCCAAGUGUCUCCUGGGGAGUGAUUUAAGGCCAAGGUGACAGUGGGUUUGGAGCCCAGAUGAAAGGAUUUCGGGGACCACAAGACAAGAUCCCUUGUGUGGUGGCUGCUGGAAAGAGGAGGGAGUGUGUGAGGGUCAGUGACGCAAUUGCCCUGGCUCGCAGGCAAGGAGGAGGAGAAGGCUCGCAGUGUGUCUCCUUAUAAAGAGGACUUCACCACAUGAAGCAGGGGGUGAAGGUGAUCCCAGUGUGAGUCACCCAGGAAGGGACGCCGUGUGCCCGAAGCCCAGAAAGGAGGAUCUGUGGAUUUCCCACUCUUCCUUCUAUGAUCUUGUGCAUAGUCUGGGUUGUUUCAGUCCGGCCAGUUACAUUGCUCCUCUCCUGCCACUAACCACCCCCGUGGACUAUUCUUGAUAUGUCUGGGUUUCGAAUCUGUCAAUUUGUUCUUGAGUUCUAGUUGUUUUGUUUUAGUUUGUUUUCUACUGAAAUUUGGAAUCUAUUGAUUUCAGGAAACCCAAACCAUAACUAAUUGUGUUUGUCUUUGAGAAGAUGGCCUGGUGGCUCUUUGCCAAGCACAGUCCUGGCUCUUAGAUUGUGUUUGCUUUUCUCUUUAUCUUCAGCCAAGGCAGGUAUCACAUCCUGGACUGGAAUCUGCAGGGAUUCUAGGGCGCCCUGAAUCCGACGGCUGCUCACUUGAUGGCAGCUAUAGUCUGCCCUUUAUUGAGGUUUGGGACUGUAGAGAGCUCUGGGGAGUUUCCCUGUAAUCAGCCAGCCACCAGCCCCACACUGCCUUGUAAUAAAGCAACUCUAUAUUUGUUCUGUUUAUAGUCUCCUCUGUAAUAAUGCCACAGCCCUCACUUCUCUUUCUCUUUAGGGAGAUUUUCUGGGUAAUAGAAAAUUCUGAAAUGUUAAAAGAGGAGUGUAGACUCAGAAGACAUUUUUAUCUAGACCGUCUUCAUCUGGGAAGGUGCCCAGGGAAGGCAGGCAGUCUGCGCCUUGAGGAAGCAGCAUGCUGCGGUGAGCAUACAUGCGCUCACAUGUGUGUACAUGUGUAUGUUUAUGUGUUCAUAUAUGCAUUGUGUGUGUGCUAUAUGCACUUACAUGCAUGUAUACUGUGGCCUAAGGACAUAUAUAUGAAGACGGGCCCUGUGGGAGAAGCUGAGGAUGUGUGCUGGUGCGGAUGCCGGGUAGCACCCUUGUGAAGAAUGUGAGUGGUCUAUGGAAGGGGUGAGCACAGCAAUGGGCAGGUUUCAGAACUGCCAGCUCUGUUGAGCAGUGCUAGGCUAGGUCUGGAAUAGACUCUUUCAAAGCCAUCCUUCCAUUCAUUCUUACAAUGACACCCCUUUUCUCUGUCUCCCAGCCUUUUGGGGCCUAGGCCCAUUGAUUUUGCUAGUGUUCCAUAUUCUUUUUGCCUUUCCUCACCUCACUUGCAGCUAGUCAGAGAGAAGCCAGAGACACACUGUUGAGGGAAAGGGUCUGUGUGGUGAGUUGUGUUCAUGCUGUUCCUCCCCCACAGUGGAGGCUCUGCAUUCAGAUUUAACCUGGAUGGCCGACACUGAGAACUGUUGUUGCCAGGUUGUUACUGACAAUUCUGAUUCUGCCCAUUUCCCGACCCCCCCCCCCAAGAUUCUAUAAAUACUUUAUUAUAUGGCACUAAUAAAACUUCAAGUAUUUCUUUUUAUUAGAACCACAUAAUAUGGUAAUUGUGUGACAGAACACAGCUCCCGUGAGCAGCCCCCACCUUCCUAGGUGUGGCCUCUCAGCACCUCAGCGUGGGUUAGGCCCACAGGCCCCUCUGUUCCUGACUGUGUGAGGGGCUGGGUUGGUGCUUUCAGACAGAACUAAGGGGUCAAGGCUCUGAGCAAGACCGACUUAGAGGUGUGAAGAGAUAUUUUAUCAGUUUUCCAGUAGUUUGUCCUCAAGUGUGAGGGUGGCAAGAAUUUCUUCAUUUAGUAUUAAGUCUAACUAGUACAGAGGCUCCUUGACCUGCUUUUCCUUUUAGUAGGACUGUCAUGUGGUGUAGAAAUAGGCCUUGAACUUAGACCUGGGGUGAGAGGUAAGAGUUAUUUGGUUAUUUUUGAUCCACAGUACUACUUUAAAACGUCAUUCUUCUUGAUGUCUCCUGUCUCAAGAUAUGUAGAUGUAUCAUAUCCGUACAUAUAUAAAACCAUAUAUUCAUGUACACAUGCACACACACGUAUAUGUAUAUGUAUAUGUAUAUGAUGCAUAUAUAUACAUACAUGUAUGUUGUGAUUGAACUUGUGUAUUGUGCAUGCCUGGCAAGUCCCCUAUCACUGAAAUAUACCCCUAGCUAUGGGUACAGAGAUUCACCCUUUACAUUUUUUACCUCUUCAGCCUGAGAAUGUCUUUCCUCUUAAACCUGUCAUCCUUCUCUUUGUCUGCUAAUUCAGUUUGUAUAUCUUUUGUUACUGUUAAUAUAUAACCUGCAAAGUUAACUGUUUGAGUCGUAUUUGAUCCUUGGUUCUUUCCAGCGUGAUCUGAUUUUGAACCUUGUCUGCUCUCUGCUUUAGCAGUUGAAGUAGGUCAGUGUAUUUGUACCAAAGCUUUUUUUAUUCUUCCUGAAUUGUGUGUGAUUUAGCUUCUGUAUCCUAAUUUGCAAAGCAUGAGAAUUAGGGAUUCCUACCUGGGUAGCAGCUAACAGAGCCUCCAAGGCCAAGGAUGUGAGGCACAUGUUUAGUCUUUUCUUAAUUGCCCACGUGCCCAUGUUUGCACAGAGGCAAACCCCUAAACUGGCCCCUACUGUCCACCCAUUACUCCCCAUGGGGAUGUAUGGGCAUAUGCUUAUUCUACCUUUCUGGCCUAGCCAAAGUUAAUAUUAGACCUUCUGACUGGGCAGUUAUUCCCGAAAGCCACAGGGCGUUGUUAAUAUUCAUGUGACCGCAGGGAUCCAUCAAUAUUCAUGAGAUAUCCACAGUCUUCCUUCAGGCUCUUAGCUUGGAGAAAACAAGAAUGAUUAGAGUUUCUAGAACUUAAAACUAACCCUAUUUCCUAGAGUUUUUUGAGGAGGAGGCAAACCUUAAGAGUAAAUGUCUGGGCCAAGAGUAAGAGAAGUUUUCAUGCCAGUAUCCUGAACUGGUCUGACAAUUUGGUGGAGUUGUACUGGACUGCUGAUGUAAAUGUUCUUGUCCUUACCCAGCAUUUACUGAAUACUACUGGGUUUAGAUUUCUUGAGCACAGGCACUGGAAUGGAGAAUAGGAAACUAGCCUCUGUGUGUGUGUCUAUAUGUGUUUUUGUGUACAUGUGUACAUACAUUUGCAUGUUUGUGUACAUGCUUGUGGAAGCCAGAGGUCAGUGUUCUCAAUAGUUCUCUUAUUUGCAAAUUUUUUAAAAAAAGUUUGUGUGUGUGUGUGUGUGUGUGUGUGUGUGUGUGUGUGUGUACACAUUCAUGUGUGUGAAUGGAGAUGCAUGCAGUGCCAAGGCAUGUGUGUGGAGAGCAGAGAACCGCCUUCUACCCUGUCUGAAGCAGGUUCUCUUGCUUUUUUUACCACUUCGUGUGCCAGGCUCACUGGUGGCUUGUGAUCUAAUGGAUAUUUUCCCCAUCUUCCCAUAGAAAUGCUGGGAUUACAGAUGUGUGCUACUGUGCCUGGCUUUACAUGGCUUCUGAGGAUUCAAACUCAGGUCCUUAUCCAUGUGCUUUAUCAAUUGAGCCAUCAUCUCCUCAGUACUCAAACUGAUUUUAAGACAAGGUCUCUCACUGAGCCUUGACCUUGCAGAUUCAGUUCAUCAGCUGACAAGCUUCAUGGAUCCUCUCAUUUCUGCCUUCCCAGUGCAGUGCUAAGAUUAUCGAUACAUCCAUCAUAUCCCAGCAUACAUACAUACACACAUACAUACACAGAUGUGUGAGAGUGUGUGUGUGUGUGUGUGUGUGUGUGUGUGUAAGUAUUGAACUCAGGUCUUUCUGCUUGUAUAACAAAUACUUUGCCAAUGGAGUCCUCUCAGACCCAGAAACUAGCAUUUUUAGUACUUGUUAAGUGCUGGUAAUAUGAAGAUGACUGACAUGAUUCCCCUCCCAAGCAUCAGGUGUCGUAGAAGUGGGGACAGCUAUUUAUACAUGCACAGCCCAAGAAAGAGUGCUGCACUGGGGGAAAGCGAAGUGAGACAAAUGGAGUAUUCUCUGGAGAAAUUAUGGAAUCUCAGAAAGCUCAUAAGAAAUGGCUAGAUGUAAAGCAGUGGUUCUCAACCUGUGACUCUUGACCCCUUUGAGGGGCUCAGAUGACCUUUCACAGUGGUUGCUUAUCAGAUAUCCUUCAUACCAGAUUUUUACACUACAAUUCCUAACAGUGGUAAAAUGAUAGGUAUGAAUAGCAACUAAAUAACCUUAGGUUGGGGGUUACCAGAGCAUGAGGAACUGUAUUAAAGGGUCACGCAUUAGGAAGGGUGAGAACCCCUGAUAAGGAAGGCUUACUUUGAGGACCCUCCUUCUGGUUUCCCUGUUUGUCAGCUUGACUACUGCCUUCGUCAGGGCUUCCCCUGUCCUCAGAGCUGUUUGAGAAGAACUUGUAAGUGUGCACUCUGGGGUGGGGAAUAGUCUGGUGUUCUCCCGCCUGGUGUUUUUAUUUUUGUUUUUUCCUCUUGAAAGAUUUAACUUAGUUUGCCAAACUGUGACCUAUUCUUUGGUUUGGUUUGGGAACUUAGCCAUGGUGGUGAUAUAUACCUUGGAGGUGGGGUAAUUGUGGAAUCUCAGAAAGCUCACAAGAAAUGGCUAGGUGCAAGGCAGGAGGAUUUGGAGCUCUCAGUCAUCCUCCAUAGCCAGCUGAGGCUAGCCUUAGAAAAGUGCACAUGCGAUCCAGUACUUAGUAAGCUAAGAAGACAGUUGGAAGUUCAAGGCCAGCCUGGGAUACACAGUAAAAAGCAAAGUUUGUUUUGUUUCAUUUUUAAGACAAGAAUAAAAGUCUAUUGCCUUUGGAUUUUUUUGGUUUUUGUUUGUUUGUUUUGUGUGUGUGUGUGUGUGUGUGUGCGCGCGUGCGCGCGCGCGCGUGCGUGCGUGUGUGUGUGUGUGUGUGUGUGUGUGUGUGUGUGUGUUUUGAAACAGGGCCUCCUGUAACCCAGAUUAUCCUCAAACUGACUAGAUUGGCUUUGGAUUCUUGAUCUUUCUGUGUCCAACUCCUAAGUCCUGGGAUUACAGACAUUAGAUUCUGCCUAAAAAAUAUAGACAAACAACCCAACAACAAAAUCCAAAACAAAAGGCCAGAGAUGACAGUAUAGCUGAGGAAAGGGAGCACCAGGCCCAGGCCACCUCCUAUUUAGGUAUAUUUAGGAUUAAUUUGCUCUUGGGAUUUUGGUGUCAAGCCUGAAUAACUCAUGGGGCCUUAGUUUUCAUGUAGGAAAACCAGAGGAAUAAUAAAUGGAUUAUACUCCCAGGCACUCCAUUCAUGAUAGUUUAAAAAGAGAUAAACACAAUGAUAGCAAGCAUCAUGAUAACACACUGAUGGUGAUGAUGAUGAUGAUGGUGGUGGUGGUGAUGAA
Rattus norvegicus (Norway rat) is the source of this 9438-nucleotide messenger RNA. It is a transcript of the gene Nhej1, whose product is annotated as nonhomologous end-joining factor 1. Lineage: Eukaryota; Metazoa; Chordata; Mammalia; Rodentia; Muridae. The record is from RefSeq and is a predicted model, not a curated record. Gene Ontology annotation, cellular component: chromosome; nucleus. Gene Ontology annotation, biological process: double-strand break repair via nonhomologous end joining; double-strand break repair.